AUGGAUUUGGAAAUGCAACUCCGAGCGGCAGAAGCUAGACGAGGUGAGCUGGAACGUCAACAUGCAGAAGCUUUGCAGUCUCUCAGAGGAUGUGGUCCAGAGACGCUUGAAGUGAGACAAUCGAGAGUUAGAGAGUUAGAGAAAAAAGUAGCCCUGGAAACAGUAAGGUGUGAAGAACUCCAACUUGAACUUGCAUCAUCGCAGAGGUCUCGAAUGGGCACGAAUAUGCAGUGUAUUCCGAUGUCAGGCAACAUCGGAGGACAGUCUUGGGGCAAUAAAGGUACAGAAAUAGAACGAAUUAUGGCUAAAAUAGAACAAGAUAACAGAAUAUUAGCUGAGUUAGACCAUAGUCGUUCUACCACUUUGGGAACCGGUUUAGCAACGAGUGUCAGUUCGCACGCCUUAGGAGAGUGUAGUCCUCCUAUUUCACCCAUUACAAUGUCACAUACUACACCUAGUAUAUAUCCUGCUCUGAAUACCAAUAUCGGGCACAAUUCGUACCAAGGUAUCCAAAGUGGUACUACUAAUAUAUCUGGUACAUAUAUGUCACAAAAUCCAGUUGGCGUUGGCUAUAAUCCAAACCAUAGUCAGUACAACAGCUUGGGCCACCAAUAUACGAACAAAAAUAUGAUGGGGAGUACUCUGAAUAGUUUAACACAUCAUCCAGUUGGAAUGGGAUCGAGUUUGGGACAGUCAGGAGUACUAGGAACUUCUCUGCAACAAAACUUGAAUCCCAUGAGCACUGGAGUAAUCGGGACUUUACCAUCCUCCCUUGGGACUUCAAUGAUACCUCCAACUAGUUACUCUCAAAACGUAAUGUCCAAUGCAACCUUUUCCAAUCCGUUGUCAAACAAUCCUUCAGGACUACAACAAUCAACUUUCAAUAAUCCAACGUUCAACAAUCCUGUUAGCAGUACUCUCACCCAAUACAGCUUGCCUUACACCAAUCCCAUGAAUUCCGUAGUUACUACGAGUUACAGUAACAACAACGUGACAUUUUCCAAUCCGCUUAGUUCUCAGUUCAAUAGUUUACCUCUUACCGGAGGACCAAUGAGUAUUAAGUUGAAACAAAUAGACGACGUAGAUUUGGGUACCCGUCGCGUUGCAACCCCUGUAACACCCCAUCCGCCCCCAUGGGGUGGUACCGUCAUGUCUGGUAUAUCAGAUUUGAGACCGAGGAUGCUUACAGAUGGAAUCGAUUCAGACUGGAGCGGUUUACAUGGUGGCACUGAUAGGAACUUCUUGAAUGGACACAACCCUGUCAAUACCGAGGGCCAGGUUGACAUGCUAGAUAUUCCUGGAAAAGGAAGAUGCUCGGUAUAUAUAGCAAGAUUCUCUUACGAUCCUGAACCCGAAGUAGAAGAGGAACUGAACAUUCAAGCAGGAGAUUACUUAUUAGUUUGGGGCGAACCAGUUGGACCAGGAGGAUACUUGGAUGCUGAAUUGUUAGAUGGAAGAAGAGGCUUAGUACCUUCUCAUUUUGUUCAACGUCUCAUAGGUGAUGAUCUUCUAGAGUUUCACCAGGCAGUGUUGAGUACUUUGCGGGAAGAGGAAAUCAACCAAGAAAAUUUUGCGGCAGAUGUUCAGCGACUCAACGAACUAGCUGAGAUGGCUGAAGCACACGAAGAUGAAGGGCCCGAAGGUGAGACAGCUGACCUUUUAUUCUCGGUGUUAGUGCCGGCCCCCAGGCAACUGACUUUGGAGAGGCAGCUCAACAAGAGUGUUCUUAUUUCGUGGACGGCGCCAGAUGGAAUUGGUCCAGGAAAUCAAAUAGAAAGUUACCACGUUUACGUUGAUGGUGUAUUGAAGGCCACUAUUAAAGCUACGGAAAGAACAAGAGCAUUAGUGGAAGGAGUGGAUAGCAACAGGCCCCAUCGUAUAAGCGUGAGAUCUGUUACUGCAAAUCGUAGAACAUCUAGAGAUGCAGCUUGCACCAUGAUAAUCGGUAGAGAUACGCACUCUUUAGGACCCAGUGCGGUGCGUGCAUCGAAUAUUACAUCAACAUCAGCUGUAAUGAGUUGGUUGCCUGCCAAUUCUAACCAUCAGCACGUUGUUUGUGUGAACAAUGUUGAAGUCAGAACCGUCAAACCAGGAGUGUAUAGACAUACGAUAACUGGUCUGGCACCCAAUACUCAGUAUAGGGUAACAGUGAGGGCGAAACAUCAUAGAGCUGCUCAGAACGUCGCUAACUUAGCUGAGGAACUGCCAAUGCCAGCAGCUGCUCAUACAGAUUUUAGAACGUUGCCAAAGGGUCUUCCUGAUCCUCCGAGCGAUAUCUUAGUGGAACCAGGUCCACAGGAUGGAACGCUUCUAGUUACUUGGCAUCCUAUACUCACCCCGCAUCACCCAGGUUCUUCUAUAACUGGUUACGCCGUAUUUGCAGAUGGUAAAAAAGUAACAGAUGUGGAUAGUCCCACCGGAGAUCACGCUUUGAUUGAUAUAAGCAAACUUCUGGGGUUGAAUCCUAAACACGUGACGGUUCGUACGAAAGCUAGAGACAGCCAAUCUGCUGAUAGCGUUCCUACUCCGAUUCCACUCAGCGUUUUGAGAGGAGGAUCUGUGAAGUCGAGACAACAACCACAUUCCGCAGUAAUGCCAGCACAUAUUAGACAACAAAUGCCUAGACAGCAGCAACAACAACAAGGACAACAGGUGGCACAACGAUGCGUUGCAGAAAUUACUAAAGAAAAUUUCGAGGGUAACAUGUCAGAGGAUGAAAUAUUAGACAGGAGAAAUCAAAGACAGUAUCAGCAAAGGUCGCAGCCAAGGCAAAGCCAGCAUCAAAGAACAGAACAACAGCCACCGCCACAGCAACAACCACAAUCUCAGCAACAGUAUUAUCAACAGCAGCAAGCAAUCUCGAGGGACCCAAAUUCCCGUAUGUCGCAACAAAUCCGUAGCCAACAAAUGCAAGGAACUAGAGGGGUGCCAAAUAAUCCCCCGAAUAAUCCUAACAAUCCUCCGAAUCCACAAAAACGGGCAAGAUGGUUUGUGGCACUAUUCGAUUAUGAUCCCGCCACGAUGUCACCAAAUCCUGACGCUUGCGAUGAAGAAUUGCCAUUUUCCGAGGGAGAUACUAUUAAAGUUUGGGGAGACAAGGAUGCUGACGGAUUUUAUUGGGGGGAAUGUAGGGGUCGAAGAGGUUAUGUUCCUCAUAAUAUGGUGAUGGAGUUGGAAGGUAAUCAAAAUCGUGAUCGAUGGGGAGAUAUUUGUGCUAACCUGCCCGUCAAACGAAUGGUAGCUUUAUAUGAUUAUGAUCCUCAAGAAUUGAGCCCUAACGUUGAUGCAGAGGUAGAACUGAGCUUCACCACCGGCCAGAUCAUCAACGUCUACGGCGAAAUGGACGACGACGGGUUUUACAUGGGAGAAAUUGAUGGGGUGAGGGGAUUAGUACCCUCGAAUUUCCUAACCGAGGCCCCUGAGCAGUAUGGUGCUGGUCAAACAUCUCAGCAGACCGGCGGACAAAUGAGAAGUGCUCAAAGAGGCAGGAUGGUCGGGCCUGGACCAGGAGCUAGAGGACCUCCUCCACCGCCAAGGGAAAACCAGAUGCGGGGAAGGAAUAAAGAUGCCUGCCUACCUGUGUAUACCUCUCAGUUAGACUCGCUCAACACGUCUACGACACCGAACACUAUCACCGAGCACCAGCAGGGGAGGGUGAGAGGCAUGCUGAGGGCCGUUGGUAAUCAGCAACAGAAUUCUCAACAACAGCAACAACAGUCACAAUUCGGCCAACAAAUAACACAACAACCUCAAACGACUUCAACAAGUGGAGGACUCUUCAGUAGUCUAACUGGCCAGCAACAGACUCAACAAACACAGCAACAGCAGCAGCAACAAGGUUUUUCCAGUCAAAACCAGGCAUUUCAGCAGAGUCAGAAUAGGAUACAACACAAAGGUGUACCACAAGUGAUACCAAACGUGAUGGUAGGGAGUGGACAAAUGCCCAACAACCAACAGCAACAAAUGAACAACGCUGGUGCGCCGAAUUUGAUGCAAAAGUUGAAUGAAAUGACAGCGCCUGGCGGAGAUAUUCUCUCGAAAGGCAAAGAACUAAUUUUCAUGAAAUUUGGACUGGGAGGGAAAUAACCAUUUUUGUUUCUUUAUUGGUAAUUAUUUAUGACAUUGUUUUUGGAACUGUUGAACGUAGUUGAAUUUGAGGGAGCGAAAGAAAUGUACUGAGGUCGUUUUACAUUUCAUUUAAGAAAUCGUUCAUUGAUGUGGGCAUUUCUUUUGAUUGAUGUCACAUCAAGAUGUGAAAUGUAAGACACCGGAAAUUUCCACGAAACACAAGUUCAUUUUUAGAUAACUCUAGCUUUUUAUUGGUUAUUUGGGGAAUUUCCACCUUCCAUAACCUGAAAAAAAACUCCAGAGAAGAACUUUAUAUAGAUGCAGAUAGAGCAAGUUCGAAACUCAAUAUACUUUUUCCAGUCACUAUCAGUAUCUUAUCAAAUUUUGUCAUAAAAAAGAUAAAUAAUAUACCUACACAG
Messenger RNA from Leptinotarsa decemlineata (Colorado potato beetle), 4487 nucleotides. It is a transcript of the gene Rbp, whose product is annotated as RIMS binding protein. NCBI's taxonomy places the organism in Eukaryota, Metazoa, Arthropoda, Insecta, Coleoptera, Chrysomelidae. Gene Ontology annotation, biological process: neuromuscular synaptic transmission. The record is from RefSeq and is a predicted model, not a curated record. Gene Ontology annotation, molecular function: protein binding.